Cheilinus undulatus (humphead wrasse) is the source of this 1107-nucleotide messenger RNA. RefSeq lists its product as uncharacterized. Lineage: Eukaryota; Metazoa; Chordata; Actinopteri; Labriformes; Labridae. The transcript is spliced from 4 exons. The record is from RefSeq and is a predicted model, not a curated record. The coding region runs from base 59 to 949 and encodes 296 amino acids.
AAUAGAAGUAGGGAGCUUAAUUCUACUUUUCCAUUCGAGCUGCAAAAGUAAAGACAAAAUGAUUCCCGCUGGUGGACAUUGUAACAGACUCAGGCGGCCCACCCUGCCUCCUUUCUCCAACAAGACCCUGCACCACCCCUCUUUCCAGCCUCUUUACGUGGUUUCAAGCCAAGCACAUCACAACCAAACAGUCCUUCCCAUCAUCACCCCAGCAGAGCUGUUCUACACUGAUCCCACCAUGGCCUAUGGCAGGAGGAUUCACUAUUCAGUGGGCCAGUUGAAGGUCUUGGAUUGCUUCCAGCUCAACACUCCACCACCUCUAAUGUCAGCCUGCCUGGCCCCAACAGCACGUCCAGACCCUUUCAGAUCUGCACCACACCCCACCAUGGAUCUCGGUAGCCUCACCUUAAAAGUAAACAGCCCCCUCCCUCAUGUGCAGCAGAGCUGUCUCAUCCUCCAGCUCACCCAGGAGGAGGACCAGGCCGUUACAAACCUCCUGAAACUGCACCACCAGGAGGCUGGAAAAAGUGAGGAGACAAUCCAGCCGUUGCAUUCGAGUGAAACCAGUGUACGCAAUAAUGUGGGAAGAUGUUGGUCAGAUAAGGAGCUUGAGGCAGCUAAAACGCUGUUAAGGGGCUUUGGCCUGGUGGAGGAGGACAAAAUGGGGAGCAAAAACAUAGCAGGAGUCCCUUCUGACACUCUGCCAGACCUCCCUCAUGGAUCUGAGACUUUGUCUGCAGUAAUAACUCCAGAGUGCACUAAAGAGGAUAUGACAUUUUGUGAUGCCCAGAAAGAUGGAGAACAAUGCUGCAGGGAUAUUUUGUCAAAGAACAGGCCGAGUAUCUCUGAGGGUUUUCCAGAAGGGAACACACAAACACUCUCAGAGUCUGAAGGAGAUGCUGUGCACGUUCUCCUGAGUCUCGCAGACAUGGCAGUGUUGGUGCAAUGAUGGACUUUAGCUAAAGGGUUGUCUUGUCCCUGGCUUUGUUCUGGAAGGCGUUUUUACUUCCUGUAAUUAUGGAAAGAGCCAAGCUUCUUUGCACUGUUUGCCUUGAAAGUUGGACCCAGAUUUUCUGUAAAAUUUAUAUUUGAAGAAUUCCUAUUUGC